UGCCUAAGACAACUUAGUACUGCUUGUAUAUUUGCUGGUUUAAAAUUUUUUAUAAAAUUUAAUUUAAAAAAAUGGAAAAAAAUAUCUAAAUUUCAUAGUGCAAAAUAUGCUAAAGUUCAAACUAACCAAUUAGCGUUUUCCAAGAUCACAACUUUGAGUAAAUUAAAGGGAUAGCUUUUUCACUCGAAAAAAUGAGUCGCACCGCAGAACUAGGACUACCAAUACCUAGGAAGCUUAUGGCUGUCAAGGAGGAAUUUAAUCAGAUACUUGAGCGAAGAAAGUUGCAGAACUUGGACCAGUACCUUGAGAAAAGCCUCAAUACGAUUUACAGUAAAAUGCUUGCACAAAAGAAUAAAACCACUCCGUCACAAACCCACAUAAGGAAACCAAAGGUUAGACCUGAUGACUUUCAGAAAUGGCUACUGAACAUUUCAAAACCGAAGAAAGUAUUUGAACCGGAAAUAAUGGAACGAGUCAAGGGGAAAGUAGAUAUCAACCGCAUUAUUCGAUUGUCUCAGCCUAGACAUCAGCCUUGCCCAGAUACCGAUCCGAAUAUUAUUGCUGAAAGCGCUCUGAAAUACGUUGCCACGGAUAGAAUUCUAAAUUUAGCUCAACCAAGACCAGAAAAACAAGACGAUGUCGUCUAUGAAAUACCGCGCAUAGCAUUUCCCACAAAUCACGAAUACGCUUCUAUCAAAUCUCUUGGUACUGAAGAGCUAGCACGCCCACGCCAACAAAGGGAAAAAUUUCGUAAAGUUGCUGUAGACGUACGAUGUGCAUAUGACCCUGUGAGUAAGGGAGCAUUACAGUACACAGCUACUGUGAAAAUUCGAAAGCUAGCAAAGGCAAAGGCGGACUUUUCUGAUGGACAAGAUAUGACAGAUGUAUUCAAAGUUAAGAAGAAAGCUCUUAAGAAACCGUCGAAGAAACAGGAGAACGUUUUCACGAAAAUGUCAACCCCAAUCGAGUGGAAAGUUACACCAAAGUUUGAAACUUCUUAAAAUACAGACAAAUCUCAGAUAAAAUUUAGUUUCAUUUA
Bradysia coprophila is the source of this 1039-nucleotide messenger RNA. RefSeq lists its product as uncharacterized. The record is from RefSeq and is a predicted model, not a curated record. NCBI's taxonomy places the organism in Eukaryota, Metazoa, Arthropoda, Insecta, Diptera, Sciaridae.